AUGAUACCCGUAGCUGUCCUCCAAUGCAACUCUCCUCAAGUCUUUUACUCUCAGCGGAGCCAUGACGCUGGUCACAGCGGCCUCGCUGCCGACGGCGUCCGUCUAGUCCGCCGCUGCGGCCAGCCCGUUUACACCGGUAGCCAUCUGCGGCAUGGUCUGCCGCUUCCCCUCGGAGCUGUGGAACUUCCUGCUGGCCAAGGGGGCGCGCUGUUGGAAAUGCCCGAGCGGCACUUCAGCCUGGCGGGCCACUACCAGGACCUGGGCAGAAGCAAGAGCCGCCGCAAGCCCGAGACGGCGGUGGCGAAGCACGGGUACUUCCUGGACCCGGCCGUCGGCCCCGGCGCGCUCGGCACGUCCUUCUACCCCAUGCCCAAGAGCGAGAUCGAGCAGCUGGAGCCGCAGGCCAAGCAGCUGCUCGAGGUGGCGCGCGAGUGCCUGGGCGACGCCGGCGAGGUCGGCUGGCGCGGCACCAAGGUCGGCGCCUAUGUCGGCAGCUUCAGCAACGACUGGUACGACCUGCACAACAAGGGCGAGAGAAAGUAUGGCAUGUACCGGUCAGCCAUCGUGGGCGGGACCAGCAUCAUCCUGGCCCCGGCCCUGACGACGGCCACGUUGAAGCAGGGCGGGCUCAGCACCGAUGGGUCGUGCAAGACCCUCUCCGCGGCGGCCAACGGCUACGCGCGCAGCGAGGCCAUCUUGUCGGCGCGGUGGCAAAUAGCGACGGCCGCGCCUGCAUCGGGUAUGGACGACGACGGCGGUGACAAUGAAAAAGACGCGCUGGCCGCCGCCGCCUCCCCGCAUCUCCUGCUGUCCUCGGCAAACAGCCAGCAGUCGCUCAAAGACAUGAUAGGCCGCUACCAGGCCUUUGCUAGCCGUGCCGAAGACGGCGGCGGCAAGCGCCUGAACUGA
This is a messenger RNA of Gaeumannomyces tritici R3-111a-1, 909 nucleotides long. RefSeq lists its product as hypothetical. Bases 1 to 909 code for a protein of 302 amino acids. The record is from RefSeq and is a predicted model, not a curated record. NCBI's taxonomy places the organism in Eukaryota, Fungi, Ascomycota, Sordariomycetes, Magnaporthales, Magnaporthaceae. The transcript is spliced from 4 exons. Gene Ontology annotation, molecular function: fatty acid synthase activity. Gene Ontology annotation, biological process: secondary metabolite biosynthetic process; fatty acid biosynthetic process.